CCGUUCCUACUCCUCUUUCGCCGGAUGCUCCUCUGUCACUUUCUGAUGGUUCUUCUCCUCAUGACGCCACAGAGUAUAGAAGUGUUAUUGGUGCAUUACAGUAUCUUUCCUUUACACGGCCAGAUAUCAGUUUUGUUGUUAAUAAACUUUCUCAGUACAUGCACCGGCCCACAACUCGUCAUUGGGAAGCUAUCAAACGUGUUCUUCGAUACCUAAAGGGCACUCCUCAUUUUGGGAUUUUUAUCUCUGCACAUACUCCAUUAACUCUUCAUGCUUAUGCCGACGCUGAUUGGGCCGGUGAUAUAGACACUC
This is a messenger RNA of Cuscuta europaea, 312 nucleotides long. The record is from the annotation of a GenBank genome assembly. Lineage: Eukaryota; Viridiplantae; Streptophyta; Magnoliopsida; Solanales; Convolvulaceae.